This is a messenger RNA of Labeo rohita (rohu), 1350 nucleotides long. RefSeq lists its product as uncharacterized. Lineage: Eukaryota; Metazoa; Chordata; Actinopteri; Cypriniformes; Cyprinidae. Bases 107 to 829 code for a protein of 240 amino acids. The transcript is spliced from 5 exons. The record is from RefSeq and is a predicted model, not a curated record.
GGGAAGCCCAGACUUUAAAAGUUUCGUUUCACUUAGAAGACAGUCUCUCGCCUGACUCACACCCACCAGCCCGUUCUUCUCGGACACCUCCGACCUGAAAUCAAUAAUGACAAGCUCCAAAUCUUCUCAGACUACACGAAACAUAGUGAUCGCCUGCCUGGCCCUGUGGUCGAUCAUCUCUCUUAUCAUUAUUGUGGUAUGGGCCACUUCGCCUGAGAUGAAGGGAGCCAGUCAGUGUCGGACAGAGAUGCAAGCCCUCAGGGAGAGGCACGAAGGAGCAAAAGUGGUGUGGAACAAAGACCGAAAAGCUCUUGAGGAGCUGGUGAGACAGGGAUGGAGGAACCAGACUGCUCUACAGAAGCAAAUCGACGAGCAGAAGAACCAAAUACAGUCUCUGAACGUCUCUUUGAACACCAGCCAGCAAGAAAACGCUAUCCUGAAUGAAAACAUCACGAUUUUGCAAGGCAAAAUUGAACAAUACAAGAUCAUGGAGGAAAAUCUCACUGCUGAAGUCACCCUGCAGAAAGACCAGAUUGAAGCUCUGGAGCACAAUUUGACUCUGAAGGCCCAGGAGUUGGCAUCAUGCGAGGCUUUGCGCAUCGCUGCUAAACAGCUCCAAACGGCUGCAGAGAAACAGAAACAGGCUUGCGAGACCACCAGGCAAUAUUUACAAAAGCAGCUCAUGAAGUGCAAAGAAGUGGAAAAACAUGAAAAUGAACCUGAACAUGAAUAUCAUCUUGAGCUCAAUGACAGCGGAGGCCAAGGAAUCACCAUGAAUAGUGUUACACUGGCCGUGAUUGGUUGCCUUAGCCUGCUUUUGGUACCAUAGACGAGGGGAAGGCUGGAUGAUGGAGUAUUUGGGUACAUGUUCCGGUGCAACACUGUUCUGAGGACGCCGCUCAGGUGCACUUGUAACCCUGGACUUGAAGCACAAUUAAAUCUUCAUUUGGAAGUGCUGAUGCAAAAUUUUUGAUCAUUUGUAAUGAAGGUAUUUGUGUUGCAAACAUUUUUGGUGGCCCGGUUGAAAGCAUGGAGAAUUUCUUCGCCUUAUUCAACAAACAUAUGCUGUACUUCAUUGGUGGUAACUUUUUUUUUGGUUCUCUUUAGUUAUUUUUUAUUUGGAAAAAGUAUAUGAAUUUUGGGUUUAGAUGUUUCAGAAUUGUAUUUAUUUUUUUGUUUGGAAUAACCAGGCUAAUAUGCCAAUGAGAUAUUAACAUUAAGAGCUAUUCAGAAAUUUCAUCACACUGUUUUACCACUGUCUGUUUUUUUUUUGUUUUGUUUUUUUUAAAGAAAUUCAUGAAAACCUUUUAAUAGCUAUUUGUGAAUAAAGUUACAAUGUUGACUCUCUAA